Paramecium octaurelia is the source of this 183-nucleotide messenger RNA. NCBI's taxonomy places the organism in Eukaryota, Ciliophora, Oligohymenophorea, Peniculida, Parameciidae. The record is from the annotation of a GenBank genome assembly.
GAAACAAGAAUGGAGUAAGUGGAUUAUAAAAUUAAUAAAUAUAAGUAUGGAAAAUAGAAAGAUACUGCGGAUUAUGAAAAUAGUACACGAAAAAAUGGCAUAUCAUGAGAUGGAAAAGAAUGAUAAAAAAAUGAAAGAAAAAGGAGUGGAAAGUGAGGAUUGAUGUAUAUAUAUAUAUUAAAU